CGCGUGCUGCGCUGCUACUGGUCCACGCGCAUGGGCUCGUCCUGCUGCUGCUCCUUUUAAUGCAUUGAAUGAAAAUAUUUUUGGUGUCGUAUGAAAAUAUAUGCUGACGUACCAGAUCAUGUGGGCUUUUUCGUCGCACAGCCACUUGCUUUUUUAUUUUUUCCUCCACUACGCUCGUCUUUAGGAUCCGCCAGAAAUCUUUAGGAUUACAAAUUGUGCUUUAUGGGGCGCCGCUGCCGCUCCUGCUGCCGCCCGUUCCUGAAACAGCAGCGGGUUUUUUGGAGGGGAACGAGGCUCGUUAGCGCUGUUAUCGGGGCUUAAUCGUAAUCUCGAGCUUUCCUGGAGAGAGACGGAGUGGGUUUUUAUGAGCAGGGGAGUUGUGUGAUUAGGUCUUAUGAAGCCCUGCACUGGAGCUGAUGUUCCCGGUCAACGGGAGUCUCCGGAGCGAAGGCUGGGAGACUCCGGAGCGGACUGAGGAACCGCAGAGUCCCGCUCUCGUGCCGGGAAUCCACUCUGAUCACCUCCAUUCCUCUCUCCCUCCCUCCCUUUGCAACCCCUCCCAACGACUCUACCAGGCUUACCCCUGAACCCUGUCACUGCGAUUACCAUGUCCAGCCGAAGAAAGUCCUUCACUCCCUGCAUGGUCUGCAUCAGCGAUGCACCAACGGAUAGCCCUGUGGAAAUGGAUAUCUUGUCCAGCGAAGCAGUAGAGGACAGGUCUUCUUCUCUGCAGCCUUCAUUAGAUCUGCAUCAAGUGUCAGCUGAGCACGAGGAGCUGAGUCAUGUGGAAGCGACAGAAGGAAAGAUAGAAAGCGAGAAGUCUCUUUCCCCAGAGAAACAGCAAGCAAGGGACUACCAGUGUAAGUACUGCCCUUUCUCCACUCAGAAUCUCAACGACUUCAAAGAGCAUGUGUACUCUGCACACCCUAACGUCAUUCUGAACCCACUGUACCUGUGUGCCGUCUGCAACUUCAGCACCAAGAAGUUUGAUUCCCUCACGGAACACAAUGAAUCGGAGCAUCCAGGCGAAAGCAAUUUCAAGUUCAAGCGAAUUAAACUCGACAACCAGACCGUCCUAGAGCAAACCAUAGAAAACGAGCAAGAUUCAGGCUCUGCUGACACUAAGAUGCAAGACGACGAUGAUGACUUUUUACCCUCCUGCCUUUCAAUCACAGAAAAUGUUGCAAAGCCUGAAAUAUUUAACAUCGAAAAUGAGGUCGAGAGCAAUUUAGACAAUCUCAUAUUUAAGGAUCAGAUCACUGCUGUCAACGUUAAUGGCACAAUCAUCAUCCCUGAGCCCAUGAUCCUGCAGGGGCUCUCCCAUGUCAUGCCUCUGCUACAGCGCCCACCCAACCUUAACUCCAUUCCAACCAUCGCCGUUCCUCUGAACGCGCGCAAGUACAAUCCCUUGUUGGACAGCAACCCCACCCUCAUCACGUCCUUCAACAAAUUCCCCUAUCCAACUCACGCCGAGCUCUCGUGGCUCACUGCUGCAUCCAAGCACCCAGAGGAGCAAAUCAAGGUGUGGUUCACCACGCAGCGACUGAAGCAGGGAAUCACCUGGUCACCAGAGGAGGUGGAGGAAGCUCGAAAGAAAAUGUUCAACGGCUGCAUGCCGCCUGCUGACCAGACAUUCACCGUUUUGCCUACGCCCGUGAGCGAGCCAAUCGCCACCAACCACUCUGUCGCACCAGCAGUCUCCUGCAAUGUCUUUGGGCAGUCCACUGCGAAUGGAUCCCCUGCUACAUGUGCAACUGUCACUGUGACUACAGUCAGUAGUAUGCAUAAUCUGAAGCGCUCACUCGGAACUCCGUCGGUGGUCCAGGAAGUUAAGCGGCCCAUGAUUCCCACGGAGGAACCCAAAGAGAAGCUGCGUAUGGCACCCCCACCAAUCCCUCCCUUCGAAAGACUACCCAUGGCUCCUCCUCCUGUACCCCCAGAUAGUAGGAGAUGCAUGCCCCCACCUUUAAUCACGCCUGACAUGAAGAGACCCAUUGUCACCCCUUACGCUAUGCCCAAGGUAAUGUCAAAGUUACCAAUGGGAUUCCCACAUGUGCCACCCAAAGACAAGAUGCCCAUGGCACCCCCUCCCCUGUUGCCCAGAGAUCGAUUAUCUAUGGUGCCCUUACUGUCCACAGAUUUAAAGAGGUCUAUGGUUCCCCAACAGCUGAGGAAUCAUGUGCCUGCCUCUUCGGUAAUCUCAAUUUCUAAAGACAAACUGUCACCUUUACCUACUAAUGGAAGCUUACCCCUGUUGCCCUCCCUGGUGGCUUCUCAACUGAAGAGACCAACAAUCAUCCACACCGCACGAGCGCAACCUAUUGCCCCUAUUGCCCCUCCCUUGGUCCCUACUUUCUCUCUGGAGUGUAAACCACUUGAGCCAGCAGCGGAGCAAAGGCUGACCGGCUCGGAGAGUCGACCCUCAGAGAGUCAGAACAGCAAUAGAGUCCCCUGUGGGGACGGCAAGAAUUGGUUUACUGACCAAAGUGCACUGGCCCACAAUGGUUCACAGCACUUAAACAGUGACUUUGCUCCAAAGGAGCGUCUGAAAACGGUCCCGACCCAGUUCCCUCUCCUGGAAAGAGUGAAAGGGAAAACUGCUGAUCAGCUGAAGGUUUUAGAGGAGAGUUUUCAGAGGAACAGUUUCCCAUCCUACAACGAGGUCGACCAUAUCGCAGUCACCACCAGACUUUCCAGAGAGGAGGUUGACAGCUGGUUCCUGGAGCGGCGAGCGCUCCGGGACAACCUAGAAAAAGCCCUGUUGAAUUCCAUGGGCACAAAGAGAACUGACAUGUUUGCGGAGAGACGAUCACGAUCACAUUAUCCACACGCUUUCCUGAAUGGGAUUCACAAACAGAUCGGCCUGCCCAUGAGCCCUCUCCCUCCCAUCAUAGCCCCCGCCUCGUCCUCUGGACCUCUGGACAGGAAGUCCCUAAACCUCCUCAAAGAUGUCUUUGUACAAACACGGUGGCCUUCACCUGAGGAAUACAGUCGUCUGGAGGCGCAGACGGGCUUGGCUCGCACCGACAUUGUCCGGUGGUUCAAAGACAGCCGCCUGGCUCUUCGCAGCGGCGCAGCGGAGUGGAAGGAGCUGUUCUACAGGCUGAGCAGCAGCGAGCUGAAUGGCCGGCUGAUCUCAGAGCAGCCCUGCGGCCUCGCUCCGCCAGGCCAGGAACGGAAGAUGCCUAGAGCAGAGUGCACCAAACUAAGCAGAGAAGAGAUCAAAGUCUGGUUCAGCAACACCCUAGGCCAGCAUGGGCCCGAAGUGGGGAGGAAUGGAGGUCAGAACGGAGGCGGCGGAGAGGAGUGUGGGGGCUGGAUGGAGGAAGCAAUAGGGGUGAAGGCCAGGAUGGCGUCACGAGAGCUGGUCUCAGACACGGAUUAGGCCACAGGAGGGAGAAGGGGCAGGAGAAGAGGGUAGGAGCUGCUGCCGCUGUCAUUUUGCACAGAAGUGGAAGAAAAGAAGAGGAACAGAAGCUUACUUUGAAAUGUUGUAUUUUUGGAACCAAUGAUUUUCACUCUUGCCCUCUUCCAUUGUGCCAGCCAGCACACGGCGCCAGUCAGAAGCAGAAGGGGCCUCAUCGCUGGGUGUCGCGUCGGGAGCGUUACCGGAGAGGAAGCGUUGCCGGAACGUUGCGGGAACGCUUUCGCCGCUUCGUGUGUGAAUCGGUUGGGCGCCGGGGAGGGGACGGGGUGAAGAAUGAAUGCACUGAGGGGAUGGAGACCGUUGUGUGCCAAAGCUGGAUUUGCUGCAUAACUAUACUUAAAAAAAAAGAAAUUAAAAAAAGGGGUUCUUGUAAAUAUUUUUUCUGUACUGCUACAGAUUUGUACAAUGUUGGGGGAACUUUUGUUACAUUUUAUAAUGGGAGCAGGUGGCCCCCAGUUUUUGCUCUGGCUGGUCUUUUCAGUGGACACAUGCUACUACUAUUACAUUUUGUAAUAACACCACCAUGCACCACUACACGUGUUGGGCAAUACAUCAGAUGGAUUCACAGAGCCGGACUUUCAUUAUAGUUUGUCUUUGGAGGGACUUCUUUAAACGACAGAUUCAAGGUGCUGUUAUACUUUCUGGAUAUUACUCGCCGUCGCUUUUGCUAUAAAUACCGUUCUUACAGCGUGACAUUUUAAAAACAAAACAAAAGCUACAAAAAAAAAAAAAAAAAAGGAAAA
This is a messenger RNA of Astyanax mexicanus (Mexican tetra), 4170 nucleotides long. RefSeq names its product zinc fingers and homeoboxes protein 2. Lineage: Eukaryota; Metazoa; Chordata; Actinopteri; Characiformes; Acestrorhamphidae. Gene Ontology annotation, biological process: regulation of transcription by RNA polymerase II. Gene Ontology annotation, molecular function: DNA-binding transcription factor activity, RNA polymerase II-specific; DNA binding. Gene Ontology annotation, cellular component: nucleus. Bases 608 to 3385 code for a protein of 925 amino acids. The record is from RefSeq and is a predicted model, not a curated record. The transcript is spliced from 3 exons.